AUGUUGAGGUUUUAUAAUUACAUUGAGAAAACAAAUGAUGGUGUUGAGGGGGAACCAGUCGAACCAUCACAUACAAAUACCGUAGUGGAGUCACAGCCCUUCCAGAAAAAACAAAAGAAAAAUGUUAUUGAGGGGGAGCCAUUCGAUACAAACAAUUCAAAUAUGCCAUGUUCUGAAGUUGCUAGCGAAAAAUAUGCUUAUGAUCCUGGAAAUCACCCUCUAAUUUCAACAUAUCAUCCCAAUGUUCAAGAUGAAAUACAUAGAUAUUAUCUACUAAACGAUGCUUGUCAACCUGAAGCUCACGUGUUUCCUACCAGCAUAAAAGAUGAUGCAGCGUAUUGUCUACCUCGUUAUAUUUUUAAACAAGGAGGUGAAAACACUUUUGUCACUACUGGAUUUAGGAAUUGGGGAAAGAAGAACAUUAUUGCUAAUCAUGUAGGGGGUCUGAAUAGCGCCCACAACAAGGCUCAGAGAAAUUGUGAUGCGUUACAAAAUCAAGAGCAACAUAUUGAAACCAUAUUAUCAAAUCAAACAAGUCAAGAUCGACUUGACUAUCAGACUCGCUUAAGUGCAUCAAUUGGUGUUGUUAGAAUUCUUUUGAAGCAAGCACUUCCAUUUCGUGGGCAUGAUAAAUAUGAAAGUUCAAAUAAUCUAGGAAAUUUUCUCGAAAUUUUGGAAUGGUUAUGCAGUUACAAUGAAGAUAUACAAAAGGUCACAUUGAAGAAUGCUCCUGAAAAUUUGAAGUUAACAUCACCUGAUAUUCAGAAUGAUAUUGUAAGUACUAUUUCAAUUGAAAUUGUUAAUAGAAUUGCUCAUGAACUUGGUGAUUCCUUAUUUGCUAUUAUAGUUGAUGAAUCUCGAGAUAUGUCAUGUAAGGAACAAAUGGCUAUUGUAUUACGCUAUGUGGAUGCUGGAAAAGUGAUUGAGCAUUUUGUGGGUGUUGAGCAUGUUACAAAUACCAAUGAUGUCACAUUGAAGGCAACUAUUGAUGAUUUUUUAUGUAGAACUGGAAAAGUAUGUCAAGGAUACGAGGUCAAGGAUAUGAUGGAGGAAUUACAAUUAACUUUGGUAGCAGUGGCAAAAAAUCACACUCUAGUUUCAGAUUUCUUCACUUUGGUUUCUAAUGUGGUAAAUGUGGUUGGAGCAUCAGCUAAAAGACGUGACAUUCUUCGAGAGAAACAUGGUGAUAACAUAUUAGAAGCACUUGAAAACAAUGAGCUUUCAACUGUACUCAAGGUUGUUAGAGAAGAUGGAACGAGCUCUGAACAAAAGUUAGAAGUAAGGGUUUUGAUUGGAUUAUAUGGGAUCAUAUGGGUUCAUCUGUUGUCUACAUUUCAUGAAAAAUGUGUUGGGAGUCACAAUGAUCUAUCAAAAGCAUUGCAAAAGAAAGAUUAA
Argentina anserina (silverweed cinquefoil) is the source of this 1395-nucleotide messenger RNA. RefSeq lists its product as uncharacterized. Lineage: Eukaryota; Viridiplantae; Streptophyta; Magnoliopsida; Rosales; Rosaceae. The transcript is spliced from 4 exons. The record is from RefSeq and is a predicted model, not a curated record. Bases 1 to 1395 code for a protein of 464 amino acids.